GAAACAAUGACCAUAAAAAGUGAAAUGGAUACACGGAGAAUCAAAAGCGGUCUUUCUGCUCGUUCAGAAAAGUUUAAAUAUUUUAUUACAUUAAUGAAAGGUAAAACUUUUAAACCUGGUGAACCGUAUACCCAUCGUCUGAAUAAAAUUCUUGAUGAAUAUCCGGAUGGAUCUCAAAUCCUCCGAGAAAUUCUACAAAACUCUGAUGACUCUAAAAGCCGAUCACAACCCAUAUUGAAUGGAUAUAAUAAAGGCGACCUGAAAUUAGAUAGAUAUCAAGGCCCUGCUCUUUUGUCAAGAAAUGAUGCCAUUUUUGAGGAACGCGAUUUUGAUUCAUUAUUGAGAUUGGCUAAUAGUGAAAAGCGUGAUCAAUUUGAUAAAAUAGGAGCGAUGGGUGUGGGCUUUAAUUCUAUUUACCAUAUAACCGAUUCUCCUUCUUUCAUUACUGGUGAUCAAUAUGUUAUUCUUGACCCACAUUGUUGGUACUUCGAUGGUGGUGUUAGAUAUGAUUUUAUUGAUGAUAAUAUUGCUGUUGAUUGCCCUGACCAACUUACUCCAUUCAUUAAUCCGUUUGCCAUCCCGUGUAAUAAAAAAUUUAAUGGUACUCUUUUUCGUUAUCCUCUUCGUACAAUUCAAGAUGCUAAAGAUUCUGAAAUUUCUAAGAAUGAAUAUAAUCCAACUAAAAUAUUAAAAAUGUUUGACAAGUUUUAUGAAAAUGAAAGCAUUAAUUGUCUUCUUUUCUUGAAAUCUGUUGAAAGCAUCAAGUUUUUUGAACUAAAAGAAAAUGAGUCUGUUCCAAAGUUACUCUAUUCAAUAGAGAUUGUAAAUGCAAAACAAAUACGCAAGAAACGCUGUUUGAUUGCUGAAAAAAUUGUUUCUUUGAUGAAAGAACUUGGCGAAAAAAAACUUUCUGCUGAUACUACAUUGGAUUCUGUGUUUACUGUGACUUUUCGUCAACAAAAAGGUGAUGAAACACCACGAGAAAGUCAUUGGAUUAUAUUUUGUUGUCUUGGUGAUUUAAAUGCUGCUGCUGCUUAUUUCCAUGAAACUUUUAAAAGAAAAAUAAUUGAUUAUAAACUUAUUCCAAAUGUCGGAAUUGCCGUUCAGCUUAAUAACCCUGAAGCUAUUGGGAGAUUAUUUUGCUUUCUUCCUCUUCCAAUACUAAUGCCCUUUCGUAUCUCUGUACAUGGUCAUUUUGCUGUCAGCACAAAUAGACGUUCAUUAUGGUCCGCUACAGAUGGUGAAGAUUUGGCUGAAGGUACAUUGGCCAAGCUCAAAGUUUCAUGGAAUCAAUACCUUUUCAAUGUCAUUCUCCCACAAGCAUGGGCAAAGUUUUUAGUCCACCUUCCUAACGAAGCACCCGACAUCAAUGCAGAAGAAUUCUAUAGUUUUUGGCCAAUUAUUAAAGAAUCUGGUUCUGGAGGCUUCGUUAACAAUCAAGCCAAAAACCUCUUGCUAAACACUAUUGAAAAUUUUUCUAUUUCUGAUAAAGUUUUCCGUGGUCCUUCAAAAUCUUGCUCACUUGGAAACAUGUCUGGUAUAUUGCCUUCGUGUCAAAAGGUUUUCACCUUCCGUGAAACUAAGUUUCAUUUAUUCUCAAUCGAAAAUGGUUUCCUACCGGAUGAAUCCGUUCAUUCUGAUAUUUCAAAAAUUAUUGAAAACAUAGGAUUUCCUAUAAUAAAUAUUGAUCCUAAGGUAUAUGACGAGUUGAAAAAAUCUCGUCAUAAAGAUUCUUUAAAUAUUUGCUCUCCACAUGCCGUCAGAAUGUAUCUUCUUCAAAAUAAAUCAAAAUGGGAAAACAAAGAAAGAGAAGAUAUUAUAUCAUUGUUUGAAUAUGUACUUAGUGAUAAAAAUUAUGCUGAAUUAGAUGGCCUUACAAUGAUUCCACUAUCUGAUGAAACCUUUGGAACUAUUUCAUACGUGAAAAAAGUUUAUUUUGGAAUUAAAUCAAAAUCAGAAGAUUUUAUUGCUUAUAUUGGUCCUGACAAUAAUAAUUCAAUCGAUGAUAAUGAUGAGAGAAAAGUCUUUGUAAAUAGUUUAAACAAACUUGUUGAUAAAAAUAUUCCUUUAAAGUUAUGGAAUCUAUUAUAUGAAGGUGCUCAAGGGGGAUGGGAUCUCAACAUCAAAAUCCUUGUUCCAUCCAUAGUAUCAAACAUGAUCACAAAAGAGUUGAAUGGAUAUUCAGUUGGAAGCAAUGAGAUUCCAUUAGAUGAUUCUUGUAAUUGGAUUUAUAAGGUCUGGGCGAAUAUUAAAGAGAGAGACUAUGAUCUAACAGAAUUUGAGGAUAUUCAUUUAUUACCUACUAAUAGUGAUACUCUUAGAAAAUUAAAAACUAAUCAGAAAUGUUUUUGGAACAGUGUUAAUAAUAAACUUGAUAAUGAUGUGCAACCUCUAAUUGAGAGGUUUGGUAUCGUUUUUGUUGAUAAACAAUUUGAGAAACUUGUUACUUUUGACCGAUCAAAGAUGUCAAAGUACGUAGUUGGUCUUGAUAAUUUAACGGAGGUAUUGACUUGCUUAAGUGUAAUUACUACAUUUCCAAAAAAUGUCCAAAUAAAAUUACAAUUUCAAGAAGCAGAAAUAAUAGCUAAUUAUUUGCGCUGUUUAUCUCCUGACAAACCUAUUAACGAUGUUGUCAAAUAUCUUCCAAUUUUUUCCGAAAUUGGUAAAGAAGAACUUAUUGCACUUGAACCUAGUAAAAAAAAUUGGUAUUUGCUUCCAUCCGAAGACGAGAAAAAUUAUGGUCAUAUAAUUGCUCCAGAUGCAGAAGGAUUUAUUGAUGCAACAACACACAACAAAAGAUUUCUUUUGGAAAAUAUCAUAAAAGUUAAACGAUUGUCACAACAAGAGUACUGGACUAAGUUUGUGAUUCCAUAUUUGGGUAAUCAAAAGCUGGAAACUAUUGAAAUUGUUAUCAUAAGACUUUUUGAACGGUUACAACUUCUCCUUUCAGAAAAUCCAAGGCUAAAAUUUGUUUUAGAAAAUAUAGAAUUUAUACCAGCAACCACGAUUCUUAAUGCACAGAAAAAAGAGAUACAAAAAACUGAUAUUAAAUUAAAGAAACCUAUCGAUUUAUUUGAUCCUGAUAAUUAUUCCGUUUCAGAAUUAUUUUUUGAUGAUGAGUAUCUAUUUCCUGCCAAAAAUUUCUCUGAAAAGUUUCGAGACAACUUCUUGAUCUCAUUGAAAACGUUGGGGAUGAAACCAUAUCUUUCUUCACCUGAUAUUAUUCAACGAAUCAAUAUGUUUGCAAAUCGAAAGGAGAAAGAAAUUAAUAUUGUACAUCAAAAAUCUCUAAAACUAGUUAAAUAUAUUGAUAGGCAUUAUAAUAAACUUUUUGGAAAUAAUCAACGAUCACGAACUCCCAAUACCAAUGAACUUAUGUUGUUAUUGUUGCAAACCAGAGAAUGGGUUCCAACAGUUGAUUCCACUGGCAAGAAAAAAUUUUCAAGGGUAAACGAUUGCAGAAGUAUAGUGCAUAAAAAUUUGGUUGGACUAGUAAUGCCAAUUAUAGAAUAUACUUUUGAGAACAAAUCUUUUAUUAAAGAUAUGAAAUGGGAUUCUCGUCCACCUGUUAAUGCUGUUAUUAGGCAACUUGAUGCCUGUUCAUCCAUGGAAACGAUAAAUGAGAAUACUUUCAAAAUAUGUGAAGAAAUAUAUAAAUAUAUGAAUGGUGAGAUGAAUAAUUAUUUGUCGAAAUUUAAAGAAAGACUUAAAGACAAAAAAUGGAUCUUUUGCGAUGGCAAAUUUUAUUCUUCACAUAGGGUCGUGAUGGAACUUGAUAAAAACUUGGACAGUAAAACAUCAAUAAUUGUCGAACUUCCUUAUUCAUUUAAACCAUACAAAGAAUUAUUUAAAGAAAUGGGUGUUAGACAAAAAAUAGAUAUUCCUGACUUAAUGAACAUCAUAAAAGAAUUUCAUUCUAUUGAUACUAACUCUAACACUACAAAGACACUAUCGAACGAAGAAUUACACAAGGUGGUAUCGGUUAUUGAACUAAUUGUAAAUAGAAUUAAUGAACAAAAAACUAAUGAACAAAGCGACUCUUGUGAAAGUUUACAAGAUUUACUUGUACCAAGUACAGAUUGUCAAUUAGUGAAUUUAUAUGAUAUUUAUUAUGAUGAUAUGAAAGCAAGGUUAGAUGACAAUGAGAAAAAUGAAUUAAAAAUAGUUCAUUCAUUAAUAUCUUAUUCUGUUGCAAAAACUCUUGGGAUGAAAAUGCUUGCCGGGAAAUUUAUUGACUCUGGGGCAAAUAAUGAUUAUGGAGAAAUUUAUGAACAAAAUGAACAAUUAGCUGUUAGGAUACGUAAUAUCAUUGGGGAUUAUUCGCUUGGAUCAAUAUUUCCUGAAUUUCUACAGAAUGCUGAUGAUGCAGGAGCAAGGAAAAUUUUCUUCGUUAUUGAUGAUAGAGACAAUAGAAAAGCUAAUAGAUGGCCUUUUAAUUUGCUCAACAAAAGUUCCGACAAACAAAAUUCAUUGUUAUCUGAUGAAAUGAAUCAAUGGCAAGGUCCAGCUUUAUGGAUAUAUAAUGAUUCAGAAUUUACUCAACAUGAUUUUGAAUCCUUAAAAAAACUUGGCAUGGGAGGAAAGAGGAAUGAUAGAACAAAAAUAGGAAGAUUUGGAAUUGAAAAAUUUUUGCCGAAAACCGGAAAUCCACCUCGUAGUCCUCGUGGAACAAAAAUCAAUUUCAUUGAAAAAAAUUUCAGGAAACGAUUUGAGGACCAAGCAGCUCCAUACCUUGCAAUUUUUGAUUGUGAAUUUGAAAAGAAAUUUAAGGGUACUUUAUUUAGAUUACCACUACGAAUAACGCCAAGUGAAUUAUCAAAUCAAAUAAUAAAGACAAAGGAUCUCAAAACCCAAAUUUUUGAAAAUAUACAAGCAAAUCGUGAGAUGAUAUUUUUAAGGAAUAUUGAGCAAUGUAGUUUAUUUCAAAUGAAUAUAAUAGGUAAUAUAGAGUUAAUUUGGGAAACAAAAAUUCAAAAUAUGAAUGAUGAAAUUCGUAAACUUCGUAUUUCUCAUUCAUGGGAAGCAAGACUAUAUCAACUAGAAAUGGAAAUGUAUUGUAGGCAAAGUAGGUUUUAUAAAAACGGUAAAUGUUCAGAGAUUUGGCUAAUCUGUUCUGGUGGUAGUGAUUUGGUAGACAAAUCCAGAUUUAGGGAGAUUUCUAGAGAGAUUAACCUUUCAGCAAGAGGUAGUGUUGCCGCGUUAUUGUCUAUGGGAGACGGCAAAUCAUUGGAAGAACUUAAAGCUGAAAAGGGAAAGGUUUAUUCAUAUCUCUCACUUCCUAUGCAUACAUCUCUUGGCAUUCACAUCAAUGGAACAUUUUGUCUGUCCAGUGACAGAAAGAGUGUUUUACAAGCUGACGCUGAUUGUCUGUCCAGUGACAGAAAGAGUGUUCGACAAGCUGAUACUGGUCUCUUAACGGCUGAAACAAAGGAAGGAGAGUGGAAUAGAUAUAUUUUGUUAGAUGUAUUACCUCCACUACAUUCCAAACUUUUGGACCAUGUAGCUAAUCAUUUGAUGGCACCAUUUAAUAAUGAAAUGCUUUCGCGAUUAUGGCCAAUAACGUUUUCAACUACAGACAUAUACCGAGAAUAUGGUUUAAAUGUACUACGAGGAUUAUGUAUUAAAAGAUAUAAAGUUUUUUGGACUGAAGCGAAUGGAGGUGCACUGACUUCAUUAGAUAAGGCAUAUUUUGUGAACUCAAAUGAUUCAACUAUUGCAGAUAUUUUUAUUACUCACGGAAUGGAGAUCGUCAAAUUAUCUCAGGAUCAAAUGAGUCACCUUAAUCAGAUGUUUAAAAAAAUGCAAUACUCAUCUAUAAAUUCGAUUACUCCAAAAUUAGUUUGUAAUUGGCUUCGGUACAAUCCAAGUAUUCUGGACAGUGCAAGAGAAAAGUCGCAUGAAAUAGCGUUUCGAUUGUUAAACUUUAUUAUUCAAACCAAAGAUUAUAGCCAACUUUUUGGCUUACGAUUACUACCACUUUGUGAUAAAUCUUUAGGAACUUUUGGUUCACAGACAUAUUACGUUGCGGGACAGGAAAUACGGAAGUUAUUUCCUAAAGCACAAUCACAGUUUGUUGCUGAUCCACCUUUAGAUAUGCAAUGGAUUUUUAGAGACGUGAAUUUUCGUGCCGUGCUUAAAAUUAAAGAUUUAGCGUCAGAUAUAAAUGCCAUCAUAGACUUACUAAAAUAUGUUCUGCCACGUGAUAAAGAAAUCGAAUGGGAUCCUAAUGGAGUUCAGUAUCCAAAUAUCAAUUGGAUUUAUGAAAUAUUGAGACUAUUGUCAAAUUUCACAGAUCAAAAUACAAUGUCACCAUUUGAAUUUAAAAGAUUGGCAAGAUAUCCAAUUUUAUCAACAUGCAGACCUCAUUACAAACUCGUUUUACCAAACUUAUCAAGUCCUUUAUUGAUAUAUAAUUCAUUUCAUCAAAUGGUGCCAAUACUUGCAAAGUUUGGUGUUAGGUUUACAUCUAUGAAAUUGCCCGAUCUUUGUAAUCCAUAUAUUAAAGGAUGCAUCCAGCAACCAACUACUCAAAAUAUGAUUAAAGCUCUUGAAAGGGCUAUUGGAAUACCACCAGUACCAUUGAAACAACUAUUUUCUGACAAACUUGAUCAGGAUGAAUUUGAAAGGUUUAGAACAUUUAUUAAAACUGAAAUCAUCAAUAUUCAAAAAGGAAUCUUACCUCCACAAGAUAUUACUUUUUUUUCUAUUAAAGAAGAAACAAAUAUUUUUCUCGUAGAAUCUGAUUCAGACUUUAACGCGCUAUUUAAGUUAGGUGCUAAAUAUAUAUCACCGUUAGAAUAUGUUAAAGAGCAUCUGAAUCCACAAACCGUUAAAUUGGAUCAACAAUAUGUUGACUUCUUAAAAACAGUUCUGUCUUUAGAAAAAGGAGAAAUUGAAAAUUAUUUAUCACCACUUAAAAUAAUUCCAAAUUAUCACCUCACAGAACUUGUCAGAGCGAAUACUUUAUAUGAUAUGAAUGAAUCACUUUUUCGUAGAAUUUUUUGGAAUACUGAUAACCUUUUACAUCCUUCUUUACAAGUAAAUAGUAAAUGUUUAAAUGUUCUAAAAAGAAUGGGGCUAAGAUAUCAAGUAAAUUCUGUAACAUUCCUGGAAUGUGUACAUGAAAUUGAUUCAAGAAUAAAAAGGUUCCAAUCACAACAAUUAAAUGAUCAAAUUAACUUGGUAAAAUCAGAUGCAAGAUUUUUGAUGGAAUAUUUUUAUGAACAUUUGACAACCUUAUAUUUCACAGAUGAGCAAUGGUUAGAAUUGAUAUCGAUCAAAUUUGUACCAGUAGACACAGAUCUGGAAAGUCCAUUGAAGGAAACUACAGCUGGAAUAACAGAAUUUGAAUCAAUAAAUUCUAUGUGUUACCAAGAAUAUAAAUUACUUUGUUGGACACAGUGCCCAUUAUUUUCAAAAUCGAUAGAUCCACCAAAUGCAUUUAAAAACAGAUUUCCCAGUUUAUGUCAUCCUACAAUAAAUAUGAUUCUUGACAAUUUACAUUAUGUCGCGCUAGACAUAUCUCAGGCGGAAAAAGAUUCAUGGAAAUCACCAGAAGGAGUUCAAUUAAUUUUGGACAUUUUAAAGAAAACUUACAAGACAUUAGAACAUUGGGUUAAGACUCAAAUUUAUUGUACUAAUACUCAAGAUCGUAAUAACGUAAAUUGGACUAAUUCACAAAUUUUUAAUUCCAAAAUAAUAUCACGUUUACAAACGGAUGCAAAAAUAUUUUUGAAUGGUUAUGACCCAUUUAUCCCUGAAGAUUGGGUAGCAGGACAAAAUCUUGUAUUUGGUGCACAAGAAGACGUUAGAACUGGAUUACAUAAAGUUCAUGAAAAUUUGGAAGGAUUUAAAUUAUUAUUAAAAGUAGCCGGAGCUAGGGAAGUUAAAAAUAUUAAAUUCAAUGUAAAAACUCAAGAUUAUUCGCAAGCAAAUAAAUUACUUGGUAGACUUUUAGAAAGCUUUGAAAAACACGAUACAACAAUGCAUCAUGAUGUUGAGUUUCAAAUUCAUCAUGAAAAUGGGAUUGAGAAAAUCAAAGCUAAUCGAUAUGUUCUUUCAGCUGCUUCUGAACAUUUUGAAAGAUUAUUCUGUGGAAGUAUGAUGGAAGCUGCAGAAGAUCAAAGAGUAACCGUUGAUAUCCAAGAUAUUGAUCCUUCAGCAUUCCGUGUUCUAAUUCGUUGGUUAUAUGGUCAAAAACUUGAAGAAGCAAUUUCAGCAGUUUUUAAGGAUUCUAAAUGUUCUGACGUGUUCCUAGUUGAUUUGCUUAAAGCUUCAGAUCACUAUCAAAUUGAUCCACUCAAAGGUCAGGUUGAAGUAAAAAUAAUACAAGGUUCUUUUGUUAAUAUUGAUAAUGCAGUUGAAAUCAAUGAAUGGGCAAAAUUACUUCGAACAACACAACUUAACAAUUAUUGUGAACAAUAUAUAAGAGAGAAUAAGUCACUUGUAAUUGAAAAAAAGAUAGAUUCAUAA
Molecule: messenger RNA, 8472 nt
Organism: Cetraspora pellucida
Lineage: Eukaryota; Fungi; Glomeromycota; Glomeromycetes; Diversisporales; Gigasporaceae
Source: the annotation of a GenBank genome assembly